UAGUGGGUUUUAACAACGUCAACAAUAAUAAUAAAUAUGGCGACAGCUCUAGCAAGGCCGAUCUCGUUCCCUGAUAUUGGUCUGAAUGAACAAGACCAAGAUGGUAAUUCAGCAUUGUUAGAGCUUGACAGAGGACUGAAGUCUUCAAGGACAGGAGAACAGUGUGAAGCAAUAUCAAAAUUUCCAGCACUAUUUGAAAAGUAUCCCUUUCCCAUUUUAAUUAACUCAGCUCUACUGAAGCUGGCUGAGGUAUUCCGUCAGGAAACACCAGGGAGCAACUUUGUACGUGUGUGUGUUGUUGAAGUUGUGGAGUCAUGUGGUCGCCACUUAGACAAGCUCAUCAAUGUGGAUGAGUUCCUCCGCCGUAUUACCACUGUCAUGCAUUCAAACGAUCCAUUGGCACGGGCCCUCACCCUUCGCACUCUGGGAUGGAUGUCAGGGGUUGUGGGAGAGAACAGACGAGUGCAGCAUUUGAUACGUGAAGCAUUAGAUGCCAAGGAAGCAGUGGAGCUUCAGGCUGCUAUUAUGGCUGCAGAAAAAUAUGCUGCAAAGUCUAAAACAUUUGCUAUGAACAUGUGUGAACGUCUCAUCCACAUGAUUGGUGGAUUGGCAACACCAGUUGAUGUGAAGCUGCAGCUUAUACAAGUGUUUCAACAUAUGCAUCAUGAUGCUGAAACAGCAGCAACUGUGAGGAGUCUGUGCCUAGAGUUAUUGAAGGAGUAUCCAACUCAGCGAGUCGUCAUCACAACCUUACACACACUCACUCAGUUGGCUGCUCAUAUUUUGGUCGACAUUCCUCAGCAAGUUGACCUCUUGAUUGGCUACUUGGAGAGUGAGGCUCGCUUAGGAGUUCGUCAGGCAGUGCUUGGAGAACUUGGGUUCUUGGCAGGAGCUGCACCACAUGCUUGGUCUGCAGACAAUGUUGAGACAUUGGUUAAGUUUACACGGUGUUCUCGCCAUAAUCCUGCUAUGACUACAACAGCUCUCUCUGUUUUGGCAUCACUAACUGCAGCUCCAGCCCUGCCUCGCAUCACACUAACUCCAGAAUGUGCUCUCGUAGAUUUGUGCAGAGAAUGUGUUUAUGACAGCAACAUUCGUGUAGCCUGUAGAGCCAUUCAACUAUUUACCAACAUAGCUAUCUAUAUGUUUGAGGAACAGAAGACAAGUGUGGUAUGUGAAGAGGCUCACUGUGCUGCUCUAAGUCUGCUACAGAGUGUUGUCAGUGCCUCACAGGUGGAUGAAGCAACCAAGCCUGGCCCAGAAGAGUUCAUUCCUGCUGGACUUCGUACCUGUUUAGUGUGUACUGUACUGCUGGCCCAGACUAAAUCCAAUAUCAUGAGUGACUUAGCAAUCACACUCACUGACAUUUUGGCUGAUGGCAUACUCUCAGGUAAGUUCCUUAUAUUUAAACAUCUUUGAAUAUGUAUAAGAAAAAAAAAGGUUUGUGCAGCAUUAUCAGAUAUUCAUUCAGUCAAAUGCAUGUAAAUGGAAGCCACCGACGCCACCCAAGGAACAACAACAACAACAACAAACAUGGCUGACUCCCCCUCCAACUCCACUCCCUUCAAAGGAUUCAUCCAUGAUAACUCAGGUACGAUUAUUCCUGACAAUAUCAAGGACUACAUCGUUGCUCUAGAAAAUGAAAUCAAAGAUAUCAAAGCAGCACUCGAGCGACGAGAUUCCAAGAUAACCAACCUCGAGAAUAAGAUCCAAAACCUUGAAGAGAAGAUUACAUCGGGAAGUGUUGACACAGAAAAUACUCUAAAAGCAGCUAUAGCCAGUCACACUGAGCAAAUAACAACAAUAAAUAUGAAGGUUG
Messenger RNA from Cherax quadricarinatus, 1819 nucleotides. The record is from RefSeq and is a predicted model, not a curated record. Lineage: Eukaryota; Metazoa; Arthropoda; Malacostraca; Decapoda; Parastacidae.